This is a messenger RNA of Sinocyclocheilus rhinocerous, 990 nucleotides long. Its product is annotated as GTPase IMAP family member 8-like. Bases 1 to 990 code for a protein of 329 amino acids. NCBI's taxonomy places the organism in Eukaryota, Metazoa, Chordata, Actinopteri, Cypriniformes, Cyprinidae. Gene Ontology annotation, molecular function: GTP binding. The record is from RefSeq and is a predicted model, not a curated record. The transcript has 2 exons.
AUGAUUCCUCCCUAUCCGAGUGCCAAACCCGUCACGACGCACAUCCGUCAGGAGAGGAAUAAACGACGGUACGCUCUUCUCUUCAGGAUAGUUUCAGACCUGAAUAUUAUGCUGUUGGGUCUGACUGGAGCAGGAAAGAGUGCAUCAGGAAACACCAUCCUGGGUGGAGACAGAAAAGCAUUUGAAGAACCUGGUCAUUCUACGUCUGAGACCAAAAUUUGCACAGCAGCACAUGCAGUGGUGAACAGACGAGCAAUCACUGUGAUCGACACCGUAGGACUCUCUGAUACAGCUGUGAAGAUUACAGAUGUUCAGACACAAAUAGAGCGCAUACUACAGAAUACACAACUCGAUGUGAUUCUGCUGGUGAUCAGACUGGGUGAGACGUUCACAAAGGAGAAACGUGAAGCUGUGAAAUGGAUCCAGGAGAAUUUUGGAGCAAAGGUCUUAAAACACACAAUAGUGCUCUUUACUCAUGCAGAUCAGUUACAGGAGCCGGUAGAAGAUCAUCUGGGAGAAUGUCAAACACUGCGGUCACUCGUUGAUCAGUGUUCAGGAGGAUUUCAUGUUUUUAACAACAAAGAUGGAGAUCGAUCUCAAGUCACUGAGCUUCUGGAAAAGAUUGAGUCUCUGAGGAGGAAGAAUGGAUACAGGAGAUACACUGAGCAGGACUAUAAGGAGACUCAGAGAGAUCUCCGGCUCAAAAAAUGUGACAUCUUCACUAUAGCAAUAGCAGUAGCAGCAGCAGUAUUCGCAGGAGCAGCAUUAAGAGCAGGACUAUUAGGAGGAGCAGGAGUGGGAGGAGCAGAUUUAGGAGGAGGAGCAGGAGGAGGAGAAGCUAUAUUUUCAAUGAUGGCAUCAGUUGCACCAGCUGCAGAAGCAGCACCAUUAAUAGGAGCAGCAGGAGGUGCAGCUCUCCUGGCAGCAGCAGCUUGUGCUGGACUGUAUUUUUUGGCAAGAAUAUAUCUCUCUAGAGAAAAAGAUAAUUAA